This is a messenger RNA of Aspergillus alliaceus, 2583 nucleotides long. RefSeq lists its product as uncharacterized. NCBI's taxonomy places the organism in Eukaryota, Fungi, Ascomycota, Eurotiomycetes, Eurotiales, Aspergillaceae. Gene Ontology annotation, cellular component: nucleus. The record is from RefSeq and is a predicted model, not a curated record. Gene Ontology annotation, molecular function: zinc ion binding; DNA-binding transcription activator activity, RNA polymerase II-specific; RNA polymerase II cis-regulatory region sequence-specific DNA binding. The coding region runs from base 59 to 2326 and encodes 755 amino acids. Gene Ontology annotation, biological process: regulation of transcription by RNA polymerase II; DNA-templated transcription. The transcript has 5 exons.
CUGAUUAGAUUUCAAUCGGAUCUGAUAACAGACAAGAGCUCCAAUUCCAAUUGAUUUAAUGUCUUCCAAUAGCAACCACCGGACCUCCGAGUCGAUACCCCAAAAUCGACCGAUCGCUCGGAGAAAGCGGAAACCUUUGUCCUGCUCUCUCUGCAGGCGACGGAAACUCGCAUGCGACCGUGAGUAUCCGUCCUGUGGUCGAUGUCAGAAGACCGGAAACAUUGCUUUUUGCUCGUAUGAGGACGGUCAUCCUCGAUCAAGUGACAACAGGUCGGAGCCUCGCGCCUUGGGGCAAAACCGAUCCGUCCUGAAUCCUACUCUAGUGCUCGGGGACACGACAUUGUCUGCUCCGUUAGCUGGUUAUCGUGACAACGGGGACAGUGAUAGACCUUUUCCCCAAAUCACAGCGCACAAUGGAGGCACUUGGCAGUUGUUAAAUGAUGAUAGUGUCUCCAAUACCGCAAAUGGUGGACAGCGACCAGCCAUUAAAGCCGAUGUGAAUGAACUGACGCGUCCUCAUGAGCCGAGGCCAGCCGAGGCUGUAAUCUUCCGAGGGGAUAAUUACAUGACACAAUAUUAUGGAAGUACUAAUCCUACUAGUUUGAUCGCUCAUUUUCCUGAGCUCCGUUCAUACAUGAAGGAGACGAUCAAGCAUCAUCCCUCUUUGCCUGGUGUUCAGAAAGAGCUGAAGGCUUUGGACACCAAAUGGAAAUACGAGAAGUCCAGUGUUCCGUCGGUAAAAGAGGCAGACUUGUUGCGUUUGCUGCCAGACCACACGUAUAUGGACGCGGCUGUCCAGCUGUAUUUUGAUACGUUCGAAACAGUGUACAGAAUUGUGCAUAGACCAAGCUUUUUGGAAGAAUAUGACCAGUUGCGGAGCGAUCGCGGGGAUGCAAAGCCUGGAUUUAUCAUUCUGGUUUUACUGGUGAUGGCUACCGUCUGCUGCACAACAACAACUGAUAGAGCUUAUGUCGGGAGCAGCAGUCUCGGUCGGGAACGCGGAACACUAUGGAUUGAAACCGCGGAAGCGUGGCUAGAGAAACAGAGCAAGAAAAAUAUUUAUUUGUUGAUAUGGCAGAUACGCUGCCUACUCGUGUUGGCAAAACAGAUGUGCCGCUACAAGAAGAAGCGCAUGUGGUCGGUGGCAGGUGACUUGGUGAGAGAGGGAAUGGUGGCUGGUUUUCAUCGUGACCCGAGCCGUCUAGGAAGCAAGAUUUCAUUUUUUGACCAGGAGAUUCGACGGCGACUGUGGGCAACAAUGGUAGAGUUGGAGCUUCAAGCUUCGAUUGAGCGAGGAAUGCCGUCCACCUUAGCAGCGACCCGCAUGGACUGUGCCCCUCCUCUCGAUGUCGAUGAUGAAGACCUGAGACCCGAAUCCGAGGCUCCUCGAGGGCGCAGAGCUUCAGGAUACCGCACUACGACAUUGUUUUUGCGCUCAUCUCGCAAUAGCUUAGACUUGCGUGUCUCCUUGAACUCGCGGGUGAAUGACCUGACAUUGGAUAUGACACACGAGGAAACCCUCAGAUACGACGACAUGAUCAUGAGCGAGCUUCAAAGGCUUCCACAGCCAGUGGAGGGUAAUCAUGAUACCCGUGCAAUAGGUCUUUCCCAGAUGGCAAGGACUGUCUUGGAUCUUCAGCUCCGGCAAUUCCUAGUCUUGUUACAUGCCCCCUUUGCCCGAAAGGCCGAGGCCAAUUCCCGAUACGCAUUGUCAAGAAUGAUAUGUUUCAACGCGGCAGCUAGCAUGAUUGAUCAGCAUUGGCGGCUGUCACGCGCUGGAAAUUCUAUACUACUGCUUCUGAGACAUGACUAUUUUCGAGGAGCAUUUAAUCUAUCUCAUUACGCAUAUGUUUCGGGCACCCGGCCCGACCCAUUUGUCCCAAUCGACCACAACACAAUAUUGCAAUAUAUUCAACACGCUCUCUUCAUGUUGGAGGACAGCAUCACCUAUAUUGGAACGGGAUUUACAUAUCACUGGUACAUUUCUGCCGGGAUAUCCUUUCUCAGAUCACUGUCGCAGUCAGCAGAAUCUAGUACGUUUAAGCAGGAAGCGAUUAAUCAGGUUGUAAAGCAGUAUUACCGAGUGCUUGCAUCUCAAGAGACGUUCAUUCAAGCGAGAGCGAAGAUAUAUUCCCCGCAACUCAGCAAGGAAACUGAUUCAUCGACCAAGUACCAGUUCACCAGUCACAAUGUGGCAGAAUCGGUGGAGGCGUCUUUGAGCGAUGCUGGAUUUCCACAGUUUGACCCGACCGAUGAGCCGCUGGAGGAAUACUUCUUUGGUGAUCCCGCUGCAUGGACGUUCGACAAUCUCUGGGAGAUUCAAUAGCCUAAGCUAUUAUUCAAUAAUCAGGAACGAUUACCAGACCUUCCGCGUAAUCUAGUCUAAUUUAGGUAUUUCCAGGUAUCCGUCCUAUUUUUCUUUUCUGCUCAAGGGGAUACCCACGAAUCCAAGAAGAAAUAUUCGGCCUAGUGGGAAGGAAUAGCCCUGGUCCUGGCAGUAUUCAGACAGCUUAGAAUAGCUUCUCACAUUGCCACAUUCCCCAUCUGCUAUGACUUCUCCUUAUCUAUUAAUAGUUAACUAAA